Molecule: messenger RNA, 3126 nt
Organism: Corticium candelabrum
Lineage: Eukaryota; Metazoa; Porifera; Homoscleromorpha; Homosclerophorida; Plakinidae
Product: probable serine/threonine-protein kinase DDB_G0281745
Exons: 5
Coding region: 1557-2702 (381 amino acids)
Biological process (GO): protein phosphorylation; signal transduction
Cellular component (GO): cytoplasm
Molecular function (GO): protein kinase activity; ATP binding
Source: RefSeq, a predicted model, not a curated record
GGCUAAGCCGCGUGAUUUUACUGUGUAUAUGUUGUUGGAGCAUGUAGAUGGUGAAAAGACACGCAAAGUUCCUGUGACUAUUCUACAAGGAGAGCUUGUUAUCCGGGAGCCCCAACACAAACAACCAAACAGGCGUGAUUAUGUUGCUAUUCAAAGUUUCAACCCUAGAGAACGAUUUGCUGUCGUUCCCAAGAGGUUUCUUGCAACUUUGUUGGAAAGACAGUUUCAACUGUUGUCGACAGUUCCGUCUAGUCUAAACCGUUAUGCUGCUUACAAGAACAAACAUCUCAAUGAAGCAGAGAACUAUGAUGUUAACAGCAAGGUACUUGUUAACUUGUCUAGCUAUCCAGAGCACAUACCAGGUGUCGUUUGGUACACGGGACCAGUUGAAAGUAUUUCUCGUGGAAUUCUGUUUGGAGUGGAACUGCUGGCUGAUCCACCUCGAGGCCACUGUGAUGGUACAUUGAAUGGAAAAAAGUAUUUCACUUGCCCUGACAAUUGCGGAGUGUUCACCUCAUUUGACAAGAUGAGACUUUGUGCUACAGAUGAAGAAUUUACACGUAGAGUGGCUGCAUUUUGUACAAAGUCAGACAGACCAACUAAGCGGCUAAGAGCACUGACACAACGGGAUUCAGAGCAACAACACAGAGUCACUCGCUCCCAAACUGCUGCUGAACAAAAACAGUCUGAUACUUGUAAUGAAGAGAACAAGUUGGCAAUUGGCAUGGAAGUUGUAGUGUUUGAAGAUAGUGAGAAAGUGCACAAAGGUUACGUUAGAUGGCUGGGAACAGCACAUGGAACUGGAAAAUCAAAAUCUAUGAAGCCUGUGGCUGGAUUGGAAAUGGCAUCUAACCAUGUCAAUAUUCAGGGGCUAGAGGGAAUGGAGUUGCAGAAAUAAACUUUUUUCAAAACUGACCAUGGGGACAGGAAAGUUUAUCUUCCUGUCUUUUCUUUUAUGCCGCUAACAGAAUAUAGGGAGAGCAUACACAACAGUCCAGACAAGAGUCGGCCAGUCAACAAGCAAGAGUCUAACAGUGUCUUUCAAGGUGUCCAAAAUGAGCUUAGAGGAGAUCAUGGGACAACAGGUGGCGCAAAAGGUUUAUCAAAAAGAGUUGUGUUUGAGAAAGAAACACAAUCAACGAAUAGAACACAAGGAAGGAGCAAUGCACACGUUGUUAAGCAGCAACAGGAACAGUUACUGCAAAAGGUUAAAGAAAUGGGUAAACAGCGUGCUAGUGAUGCUGAGAGAAAUUUUUCUCAAGCUGAUGCAACUGGUGCACCACAUGAUUUCUAUAUGAAUGCUGCAAUUGACUCUUCCAACGAAAAACGAAAGAACAAAGAAUUGGGUUCAGUUGUAGGGGAUGACUGUGCUCCUCUGACUUCUGAUGAAGUAUUUACUGAUCCAAGCUUGAAUAUUGGAUCAACAGUUGAAGUGGCUGUAAAUGAUCGUUCAUUGCAUGGUGUUAUUCAAUGGUUUGGAUGGGUGAAUACAGGAACCAAAGGCAAAAUUAAAGUUGUUGGCAUUGAGUUGGAUAAUCCAAUUGAAGGUGGUACAGAUGGUACAUACCUGGGCCAGAAGUGCUUCAAGUGUGAAGAUGGAUGUGGUUUUGUUUGUUCUUCCACAGUACUGUACAAGAGACAGGCAAUUUGAUGGUCAAGUUAGAGCACAAUCUGAUCAAAAUGAACAAGAACAAAGAGAGAUGAAGUUGAAACUAACCCAAGAGAUUGCCAAGAAGGAAGAGUUGGCAGCUGAAAAUAGGCAACUCAAGCAGCAGGUAUGCCAAUUAGAAAAACUGGCUCAACAACAGGAAGAACAACAAGAAAAACUGAGGCAGGAAGUAACACACAUCCAAAGACAACGUCAGUGUGCUGAAGAACAACAAGUACAACUCAGGCAGGAAUUAACACACAUCCAAAAACGACAUCAGUGUGCUGAAGAGGCUCUUCAGGAGAAAGAGAUACAACUCAAGCAAUAUUUAGAUAUUCGUAACAUUCAGUCAGACACAUUGCGUCUUGAUGGCAAGGAAUUGGGGUCAGGUUCAUAUGGUGUUGUUCAAGUGGGAUAUUGGUAUGGUAUUGCUGUUGCUGUCAAGAUAUUUCAUGAAAAACUGCGGCUUCCACAGUUAGCACCAAUUUUUAUGAAGGAGCUGACUAUCUGCAGUCAGUUACAUCAUCCCAAUAUUAUGUCUAUUUGUGGUGCUGUGAUGCUGGAUGGCACACCUAUUCAAAUUGUGAUGGAGCUUCUUCAAGGCUCACUUAGUGAUCUAAUGAAGGCAGCACGUGCUUCUAAAUGCUUCUCAAAGUAUUUGUCGUUUCGAGAGCAGCUUGACAUAGCUGCCGAUACUACAGCAGCUAUCAUGUACAUGCAUCAUCUUCGUCCUCAACCAAUUGUUCAUUGUGAUAUUCGUGCUACAAAUGUGAUGAUCACUUGUGAUAUGGUAGCAAAAGUGGGUGAUCUAGGUGCAAGUCACAUUAUCAACAGCAGCACCUCCUUAGGUGCACUGAGUUAUGAAUAUUGUGCACCUGAGAAAAUGCCACGCAGUGAUGGUAGCUCAGCUCAUAGCACUCGGGAAUCUGGUAUUUACAGUUUGGGUGUAAUGUUGACAGAGUUGUUUACUGGAUUGUCACCAGAUCCUUCAGAGAGGCAAACCAAAUACAGAAGAUUCAAAAUCCUGAUCUGUUUGAACUCUGCUUACAAAUGACAUGCAGUAAAUCCACUGAACGGCCAAGUGCUGAGAAUGUUCUUACCAGUUUGACCAAACAGAAGUCAACAGAUCAAUACAGAUUAAUUCUUGGGAGAAGGAUUGUUUGAGGCAACUUGGAAGAUGAGGACAUGAGUGUUAUUGAUUACAUUCAAAUCUAAACUCAUACAACAGAAGCAACUGUGCUUCUGUAAACUUCGCAUUGAAGGGAUGCGGCAACAUGCAAGUACACAGUAUAAUAGUAUGUAUUUUCUAACAGGCUGUUGCAUUUUGUAUUAUUAACUGGAAACUACAUUUUUACAAUUUUAGCAUAAAGUGUUGCUUUCUAAUUGUGUAGUUGCUUUCUGCUUGUUAGUUACUUUCUUUCGGGGAGGGAGGGGGUUACUGUCUCAUCUGGCACGCGCAAAGGCAGUUUGGUGUACCG